Molecule: messenger RNA, 486 nt
Organism: Histoplasma mississippiense
Lineage: Eukaryota; Fungi; Ascomycota; Eurotiomycetes; Onygenales; Ajellomycetaceae
Product: 40S ribosomal protein S11
Exons: 3
Coding region: 1-486 (161 amino acids)
Biological process (GO): translation
Cellular component (GO): ribosome; cytosolic small ribosomal subunit
Molecular function (GO): structural constituent of ribosome
Source: RefSeq, a predicted model, not a curated record
AUGGCGACCGAGUUGACCGUCCAGUCGGAACGUGCUUUCCAAAAGCAGCCGCAUAUCUUCCUCAACUCCAAACAAAAGUCCAAGAGCAAGAAGGUCGGGAAGGGAGGCCGAAGAUGGUAUAAGGACGUUGGUCUGGGUUUCCGUACCCCAAAGACUGCCAUUGAGGGAAGCUAUAUCGAUAAGAAGUGCCCUUUCACCGGCCAGGUUUCAAUUAGAGGCCGCAUUCUCACUGGUACCGUCGUCUCAACCAAGAUGCACCGAACUAUCAUCAUCCGUCGCGAAUACCUCCACUACAUCCCCAAGUAUUCCCGAUAUGAAAAGAGACACAAGAACAUUGCCGCCCACGUCUCCCCAGCCUUCCGUGUUGAGGAAGGUGACCAAGUUACUGUUGGACAGUGCAGACCUCUGAGCAAAACUGUCCGAUUCAAUGUCCUCCGCGUCCUUCCCCGUACUGGUAAGGCCGUAAAGCAAUUCGGAAAGUUCUAA